This is a messenger RNA of Halichondria panicea, 5411 nucleotides long. RefSeq lists its product as uncharacterized. The transcript has 50 exons. Gene Ontology annotation, molecular function: lipid binding; protein binding. The coding region runs from base 86 to 5344 and encodes 1752 amino acids. NCBI's taxonomy places the organism in Eukaryota, Metazoa, Porifera, Demospongiae, Suberitida, Halichondriidae. The record is from RefSeq and is a predicted model, not a curated record. Gene Ontology annotation, biological process: mitochondrial calcium ion homeostasis. Gene Ontology annotation, cellular component: mitochondria-associated endoplasmic reticulum membrane contact site.
GUGCACUUUUUAUGGAAUUUCUGAGCUAAAAGUACAUGAAGUAGGCAAGCAAGCGCAUUGCUAAGCUAGCUAGAAUGUUCUCAUAAUGCUGGAACUCAUCGUUGCAUUCCUGUUUGGAGUUGCAGUGACUGUCUGCCUUUUUUUCAUUGGGAUUUUUAGUUGGCUGAAUGCUCAACCUGCAGUUAGAUGUAGCCCCAUCACCAAAGGCUUUGAGCCAUUCAUCAAACCCCAACUUCCACAGCAUCUUGAGGAAGUGUUCUUGAGCUUGAAUGGGCCCGAGGGUACAGAAGUGAACAACCCAGAAACAUGUCGCUGGUUUAACCUGAUUAGUGACUUUCUCUUCCGUGAGCUCAGAGAUUCAACUUUCGUGAAAAGAGUCUUGAUGAAAAUGAUCAACAAAGAAUUUGAAGAGCUCCUAAUGACAAAGACAGAAGGAAGAAUGGUUGAGCAACUAACUUUAAGGGACUACUUCCUGGGUACCUCCAUGCCUGUUAUCAAGGAUGUUACCGUAGUGAGGAUAGACUGCUCUCCUGACGACAGCAACGAGCCACAACUGAUUGAAAUUUCCAUGAAGAUUGACUAUAGAGGAGGUGCAGAGAUGAAGAUAGAUGCUGACUUAGUAUUCAACAAGUCAGCAUACGUGGCUGUGACGGUGCUGAAGAUAAGGGGGGAUGCCAGAAUACAGUUCACCAGGACACCCUCCACCCACUGGUCAUUCUCCUUCUAUGAGGAACCUGAGCUGGAAUUGAGGGUGGAGUCUCAGUUUGAGGGGCUGUCAUUCCCAAGACUAAGUUCACUCAUUGAAUCUCAAUUGCGGAGGUUUAUAAGGAAGAAGUACACUCUACCUGGCUGCAAGAUAAGGCACAAGCCAUUCUUCAGGAUGCCAAGUCCGCAAGAUCAGCUAUUAGAGGUGUAUGUUAAGGACAGCCGACUAACGCUGGGAGAGCUACAGGUGGAGGUGACCGACUGCUCCAGACUGACACUAGCCGAGGCUGCUACCAGGACCUACUGCACUCUGACCUUGGACUCCACCCCCUACAAGCCCCGAGUGAACCUUUGGCGUACCCACUGGCCUACUCUGGAACUGACAGUGACUAAAGAUCGAGAACAGAAGAUCGGGGUGCAUUAUAAACAGGUGACCCCUGAGGGCGAACGCUCCCACCUGGUAGUGGUGGACUAUGUCUUAUCCAACUCGGCAGCUGGUAUUCUGAUUGGUGAUGUUCUGACGAGGGUCAACAAGGUGAGGGUGUCCUCCGUGAAGCAGAUGGACAGACUCAUCAGCAAAUCACGAGGAAACACGGUACUGAUCUCCCUCCAACGUCCUCCACCACACUUCAACAUGUUCACCUCGGGCCCAGCCCACCCCCACUCGGUAACAAGACCUGACGACAUCACUCAACAAGCUGAGUCAGCAGAAGGGUGGGAGGAGGUGUUGUUUGCACGAUUGGAGACUCCCGGCAGCACGGAGGACACGGCACAAGCCAGGAGACAAGAUGGAGAUAGCAUCAGUCUGUGUGGAGUAGGUGGUGAGAGGGGCGUGGUCAACCAUCAGGGGGGUGGGCUGAGGAGGAGAGCCGGGACCACACUAGAGGAACGCUCAGCUUCUCCCGAGUCCAAUGUCCCUGACACAACUCCGCAGCCUGUGAGACCAGUCCACCUGGGGGUUAUUGAGGUGGACCCCCCUCAGAGAACCCCCUCCCCCUCCCCUGCAGUGAACACUCCAGUGGGACUAGGACAGCAUGUGACCAAAGAGGUGUCAGCAAGCAUGAACCCUAGCUGGAAUCAAUCCUUCACAUUCAACAUUGCCAAUGAACACAACUAUCUCAACAUAUGCGUCUGGAGUAGAGCGACUGACGAGUCAUGUGACCUCCUCGUUGGUCAUGUGACCAUUCCACUCAUGGACAUUGCUCUGGAGUGUCUGUGUACUAGCUCCGGCUACCAUCACCAACGCUACGUGUUAGUAGCCUCCCAGACUCUCAAGCCCUCAGUCAGUCGAGCUACACUGCAAGCCAAGUCUGCUACUGGUUCCGGCAGCAAAGAUGGAAAGAAUGCAAAUGCUUUCGCUGGCGAUAUCUUCCUGCGAUUCAAGCAUCAACCACAACCUGAAGAUCACACGAACACACACGAGGACUCUCAAGCUGAAGAGGACAAUGCACGAAACGAGCCCCAUCCACACUUCAAAUCUCACCCAUUCACAGCCUCGGGGAACCACCUGCCUAGAAACCAUGUCUUCGCGGAAAUGGCCGUCAGUGAUGGAUCUCACAUCUGUGACAUUUGCCACAAGAAGAUAUGGUCGCUCAGUUCAAAGCUCACGAAAUGCAGAAAUUGUGGAUUAACAUGUCAUAAGAAGAAAUGCUAUGAGUAUUGUAUGAAGGAGGUGCCGUGUAUAAAUGACAGACUACAUGCUACCCCAAACCUGAAGCAAACGAUUGAAGGUGAUUUCACUCUACUGACGGUUGAUUCCAGCCCCGAGGGAGGAGAGGAAACUGAUAGCAAAGUAGAGGAUAGGGAGGCGGACUAUGGUCAUCGUCGUCUGCAGCAGGAAGCACCUGUUGCUAGGACUAGGACAAGCCUGAGCCAAUCCUUUGAUAUGUUGGAUCAAGACGUGAUAAACACUCCCCUGGAUGACCAAUUAGAAGGCUCUAACCAGGAGAAGCAUCUGGAAGACACUGAUGGUCGUCUAGAGCAUUCUGACAGCUCACAUAAACUACAUGUAGAAGGUUCUGAGCAGCUCGGUAUGUACAGCUCCCUUGAGAGAAGGCAGGACUGGGUGGACGGGGCUGACGGUGUGGUGAGGGCUGAGCCAGUUGCUGUAGGUGACAAGACGGUAUUAGAAAGUAGUGGAGAAUGUAACCAGGUGUUCACUCCUGAUGAGGGGUCUGAAAGCAGCUCCAUUGAAGAGUCAUAUGUUCAACUAAAGAGCCAGGACUCAAUGGUGAAUCUGUCAUCAGAAGUGACUACCUCUGAAGAAAUCGCUUUGAAUGAGAUAACUGAGGACGUCCACCAUAACAACAGCCUGAUCAAUACAGCCACUUAUAAGCUGCAAGACCCUCUCCUAUCUGAGGGGGAGAAGGGGGAGUUGAGAGCACAGCUGGUGUAUGUUAAGGACAGCCGACUAAUGCUGGGAGAGCUACAGGUGGAGGUGACCGACUGCUCCAGACUGACACUAGCCGAGGCUGCUACCAGGACCUACUGCACUCUGACCUUGGACUCCACCCCCUACAAGCCCCGAGUGAACCUUUGGCGUACCCACUGGCCUACUCUGGAACUGACAGUGGCCAAAGAUCGAGAACAGAAGAUCGGGGUGCAUUAUAAACAGGUGACCCCUGAGGGCGAAUGCUCCCACCUGGUAGUGGUGGACUAUGUCUUAUCUAACUCGGCAGCUGGCAUUCUGAUUGGUGAUGUUCUGACGAGGGUCAACAAGGUGAGGGUGUCCUCUGUGAAGCAGGUGGACAGACUUAUCAGCAAGUCACGAGGAAACACGGUACUGAUCUCCCUCCAACGUCCUCCCCCACACUUCAAUAUGUUCACCUCGGGCCCGGCCCACCCCCACUCGGUAACAAGACCUGACGACAUCACUCAACAAGCUGAGCCAGCAGAAGAGUGGGAUGAGGUGUUUGCACGAUUGGAGACUCCCGGUAGCACGGAGGACACGGCACAAGCCAGGAGACAAGAUGGAGAUAGCAUCAGUCUGUGUGGAGUCGGCGGUGAGAGGGGCGUGGUCAACCAUCAGGGGGAUGGGCUGAGGAGGAGAGCCGGGACCACACUGGAGGAACGCUCAGCUUCUCCCGAGUCCAAUGUCCCUGACACAACUCCGCAGCCUGUAAGACCAGUCCACCUAGGGGUUAUUGAGGUGGACCCCCCUCAGAGAACCCCCUCCCCCUCCCCUGCAGUGAACACUCCAGUGGGACUAGGACAGCAUGUGACCAGAGAGGUGUCAGCAAGCAUGAACCCUAGCUGGAAUCAAUCCUUCACAUUCAACAUCGCCAAUGAACACAACUAUCUCAACAUAUGCGUCUGGAGUAGAGCGACUGACGAGUCAUGUGACCUCCUCGUUGGUCAUGUGACCAUUCCACUCAUGGACAUUGCUCUGGAGUGUCUGUGUACUAGCUCCGGCUACCAUCACCAACGCUACCUGUUAGUAGCCUCCCAGACUCUCAAGCCCUCAGUCAGUCGAGCUACACUGCAAGCCAAGUCUGCUACUGGUUCCGGCAGCAAAGAUGGAAAGAAUGCAAAUGCUUUCGCUGGCGAUAUCUUCCUGCGAUUCAAACAUCAACCACAACCUGAAGAUCACACGAACACACACGAGGACUCUCAAGCUGAAGAGGACAAUGCACGAAACGAGCCCCAUCCACACUUCAAAUCUCACCCAUUCACAGCCUCGGGGAACCACCUGCCUAGAAACCAUGUCUUCGCGGAAAUGGCCGUCAGUGAUGGAUCUCACAUCUGUGACAUUUGCAACAAGAAGAUAUGGUCGCUCAGUUCAAAGCUCACGAAAUGCAGAAAUUGUGGAUUAACAUGUCAUAAGAAGAAAUGCUAUGAGUAUUGUAUGAAGGAGGUGCCGUGUAUAAAUGACAGACUACAUGCUACCCCCAACCUGAAGCAAACGAUUGAAGGUGAUUUCACUCUACUGUCGGUUGAUUCCAGCCCCAAGGGAGGAGAGGAAACUGAUAGCAAAGUAGAGGAUAGGGAGGCGGACUAUGGUCAUCGUCGUUUGCAGCAGGAAGCACCUGUUGCUAGGACUAGGACAAGCCUGAGCCAAUCCUUUGAUAUGUUGGAUCAAGACGUGAUAAACACUCCCCUGGAUGACCAAUUAGAAGGCUCUAACCAGGAGAAGCAUCUGGAAGACACUGAUGGUCGUCUAGAGCAUUCUGACAGCUCACAUAAACUACAUGUAGAAGGUUCUGAGCAGCUCGGUAUGUACAGCUCCCUUGAGAGAAGGCAGGACUGGGUGGACGGGGCUGACGGUGUGGUGAGGGCAGAGCCAGUUGCUGUGGGUGACAAGACGGUAUUAGAAAGUAGUGGAGAAUAUAACCAGGUGUUCACUCCUGAUGAGGGGUCUGAAAGCAGCUCCAUUGAAGAGUCGUAUGUUCAACCAAAGAGCCAGGACUCAACGGUGAAGCUGUCAUCAGAAGUGACCACCUCUGAAGAAAUCGCUUUGAAUGAGAUAACUGAGGACGUCCACCAUUACAACAGCCUGAUUAAUACAGCCACUUAUAAACUGAAAGACCCUCUCCUAUCGGAGGGGGAGAAGGGGGAGUUGAGAGCACAGCUGAGAGAGUAUGAACAAAAUAUUGAAUCGUUAACAACCUUGAUGACGUCCAAAUUACAGAAACUGAAAUAGCAUUUAGUGAAUUUGUUUUUAUUGAAUAGCUCAGCAAAACUUCAAAAUGGAUUAUCCUACUGUAUUC